GUUGCCCGCCGCCCGUCCAGAUGUCUCGACCUAAACCCGCGUCGGUGGUGCUAUCGCUGCUGUUGGUGGUGCUGCUGAUGCUCGUCCACCACCACCGCACAGACGCCCGAUUCGUGGCCUCCGGUGCUCCUCUGAUUCCCAGUAUUUGCAAGAAACCGCCGCCACGAUCCGAGGGAGUUUGUGCCACCGAAAUCGAGGGAUACUAUUACGAACCGAGUGAUCUGGAUUGCAAGAUCUAUAGGAUCGGCGCGUGUCAUGUAAAGAGGGGCCAGAGCUUUGGAAGCCUGCAGGACUGCAUUUCCACCUGUAUCCACGGGCGUAGUCGAAAUCAUGACUAUUAUGUGAACGCAUAACAUAAAUAAAUAUGUAAAAUACGUAAACAAAUGUUCGUACGAAUGAA
This is a messenger RNA of Drosophila takahashii, 400 nucleotides long. RefSeq names its product early lactation protein. The record is from RefSeq and is a predicted model, not a curated record. Gene Ontology annotation, molecular function: serine-type endopeptidase inhibitor activity. Lineage: Eukaryota; Metazoa; Arthropoda; Insecta; Diptera; Drosophilidae.